Vespula pensylvanica (western yellowjacket) is the source of this 2122-nucleotide messenger RNA. RefSeq names its product poly(A) RNA polymerase, mitochondrial (gene MTPAP). Gene Ontology annotation, biological process: mitochondrial mRNA polyadenylation. NCBI's taxonomy places the organism in Eukaryota, Metazoa, Arthropoda, Insecta, Hymenoptera, Vespidae. The record is from RefSeq and is a predicted model, not a curated record. The transcript has 7 exons. Gene Ontology annotation, molecular function: poly(A) RNA polymerase activity. Bases 171 to 1997 code for a protein of 608 amino acids.
CAUUUUUAACCUAGAAAAUGCUUGUUCUCAAAGUUUAUUUCUUUUAUAAUUAAGAGAUGUUCUAAUAUAAAUGUUUAUCGUUCAUUUAAUUAAAUAAUUAUAGUGGAAAUUAAAAUAGUCAAAAAUAUCGUCCCAGAAUGUAUAUACGUAAUAAAAUAAAGUGAAAUGUAAUGCUGGUUACACAAAAUUAUAUCUGUAAAGAGAUUAUAACACGUGAAAAUUUGCAAUUUGAAAUGGCAUUGUAUCGUGUUAAUAUGAAUGUAACACCCCUAAUUUAUAAUACUUAUUAUAAGUUUCACGUUAAUAUGAACAAAUUACAUUUUUUAAAAGGACAAUCAAUAAAAAAUAAACAAUUUCCAUUAAAAUAUAUUUCUACGCAGAGGAAUGGUUCAUUAAAAAAAAUAAUCACAGAAGUGUCUCAUUUGCAAGAAUACAUAACAAAAAGAAAAUCCCAAGCACUAAAAAGUAUAUUAGUUCAAAUUGAAUCAAUGAAAUCGUACAAAGAUCUUAUAAUUUAUUGUUCUCAAUUUGGCCCAGUGGAAAACGUAUAUUGUUAUACAUUACCAAAACAACAUCAAUUCGUUCUACUUGAAUUUAAAAACUUACAAGCUGUUCGGAAUAUCUGUGAGAAUGCAACAUUCAUAGAUAAUUAUAUUCCUAGUAAAACAAAUGUGCUAUGGUUUCGUAAAGUAUCAAACGACAAAAUGAAAUUACAUAGUAAAUUUUCUGCAUCUAAGUAUAUAAUAUCUAAACCUCUACUAGUAAAAGAAAAUAUUAUUAGAGAUUUAAUUGGAACUUCGUCUUCGAUAUCAGAUCAAAUGGUAACUUUAUAUAAUGAAUACAAAUUAGAUGAAUUAGAAAUAAGAUUAAAAUUUCUAACUAUUGUUCAAUUAGAACAUUCUUUUGCCAGUUUAUUCCCAAAUAUAAUUAUACAUCCCUUUGGUUCUUUUAUAAAUGGUUUUGGAAAAAGACUGUCCGACCUUGAUUUGAUUUUUUUUGUAGAUGGUCUUAAAGUGGAAAAUUUAUCAAGCAGAUUGGUAUUUCAUGGGAAAUCAACUAUAAUGAAUGAAAAGGAACAAGUGCUUGUAUUUAUGGGAGUAAUAGCAGAUACAAUGAAAUACAUUAUACCUGGUAUAUGUAACGUAAGAAAAAUUUUUAAUGCUCGAGUUCCCAUAAUCAAAUUCCAUAACUUGUUUACAUAUACAGAGUGUGACUUGAGUAUGAGUAAUGUCAUUGCCACAUAUAUGUCGGAGCUACUAUUUUUAUAUGGUGAAUUAGAUAGUAGAGUAAAACCACUCGUAUUUACAAUUCGAAAAUGGGCAAAAGAUAAUAAAUUGACGAAUAUCUACCCAGGAAAAACGAUUACAAACUUUUCAUUGACUCUAUUAGUAAUAUUUUAUUUACAACAAAUAAAUAUAUUACCUGUCAUAAAUAAAAUGACGACUUAUUCAGAAAUAACAAGUGAAUAUCAACAAGAUCUAAAGAAAGUAUAUAUGCAUUAUUCAUCAGAUGAUUCAAUAUCAUAUACGACUAAUAAUGCAGAUUUAGGAAGUCUUUUAAUAGAUCUUUUUCGAUUUUAUAGUGAUUUUAAUUUUAAAGCAAAGCAAAUUUGUCUGCAAACAGGUGUUGCAGUUGAAUCGAAGCAUGAUUCAGCACUAUAUAUACGUAAUCCAUUUGAAGAAGGAUUAAAUGUUAGUAAAAAUGUUAGUUUUGACGAAGUCCAACGCAUAAAAACAUCAAUGUUGAUAGCAAUUACCAAUCUUCAAAAUACUGAACAUUUGAAGUCAAAAAAAUGGGGUAUUCUAUCUAUAUUAAAUUUUUCUGACCCGUACAACAGUGGUAUUAAUAUGUCAGAAAUACUUUAUAAAGAAGUAAAUAAAGAAAAUACUGAAAAUAAUGAAAUAGUUAAAAGUACUGAAGAAAAAAAUGUUAAUACUACAUUAAGUACAAAAACUACAAAUGUUAUCACCAAUAAAGAUAUUGUAUCUCAAAAAUAAAGUAAAUCUAGAUAUUGUUAAUGUUGUUACCUGACAAAGAACUGUGUAAAAUAUUGCACUACACUGUUUCUUUUUUAUAUUAGUAUGUAAAUAAAUGUAAAAUGCAGUAUAAUGUUAAAAAAUAA